This is a messenger RNA of Babjeviella inositovora NRRL Y-12698, 1519 nucleotides long. RefSeq names its product 2-aminoadipate transaminase. Lineage: Eukaryota; Fungi; Ascomycota; Pichiomycetes; Serinales. Bases 73 to 1407 code for a protein of 444 amino acids. Gene Ontology annotation, molecular function: L-2-aminoadipate:2-oxoglutarate transaminase activity; pyridoxal phosphate binding. The transcript has a single exon. The record is from RefSeq and is a predicted model, not a curated record. Gene Ontology annotation, biological process: biosynthetic process.
GCCGAGCCACACUCCCCAAUAUUUAAACACCCCCUUUAUCCCUUCUUUCCCAUACUGCAAUUCUUCUGUAUCAUGUCGAUUAACUUUUUCAAGGGCCACCCGACGGCCGAUUUGCUCCCGUCUGCGGCGCUUUCUGCGGCGUCGCAGGCUGUUUUCCAACGCUUCCAGGAAGACCCGUUCCAGUACGAAAACGACCCAAACAACACCCACCCCUUGCAGUAUGGUACCGACAGAGGUAAUCUCGCGGUUAGAGCCAAGUUCGCAAAGUGGAUCGACCGCACAUUUACCCGCGCAACCGCGACGGACGCGGACUGUCUCAACCUCACGGGUGGUGCGUCCUACGGGAUUAUGAACUUGCUCGCACAAACCACCUCGCAGAGCUACACACGCCGCGUGUUUAUUGUUUCACCAACCUACUUUUUGAUCAAUGGGACGUUUAUUGAUGCGGGGUUCGGUGGUAAGCUCACAGCGAUCGAAGAGCAACGCGGCGGCGUGUUGGAUCUCGCGUACUUGGAGACGCAAUUGCAGCAUUAUGACUCCGUCUCGCCAAUUGAGACCACCCCCACCUUCUCUGACGCCAUCCCAUCGAUGCGCGAUCCGAGAAGAGCUAACAGGCGUCUUUACCGUUACGUCAUGUACCUUGUUCCGGCGUACUCCAACCCGCGCGGUGGCUCCUACGACCUUGCGACACGCACGCGGCUCAUUGAGUUGGCCAGGAAGCACGACGUGCUUUUGGUCUGUGAUGACGUUUACGACUUGUUGUCGUUUGAUACGCCUCUUGAUCAGCCGCCGCGUCCGCUUGCGCGCUUGGUCGAACUUGACAGAGAGUCGAUGGCUGACAAAGCGGACUAUGGUCACACCGUGAGCAACGGCACAUUUUCCAAGUUGAUUGGCCCGGGCUUGCGCGUGGGCUGGCAGGAGACCGUGUCGCCGCUCUUGAGCAACCAACUUUCGCAAGGUGGGGCCAACAAGUCCGGGGGCUCGCCUGCGCAGUUGAACACGUGCAUUGUUGGCGAGCUUGUGGAGAGCGGCCAGCUCGACGAAGUGAUUCAGACGUUACGCGCGACGUAUGCGAAGCGUGCACAGUGUGUGUUUGAGUCGAGUAAGUUCUUGCCCACUGGUACCGUGGUGGAGGGCGGCCAGGGUGGUUACUUUGUGUGGAUCACCACUCCCGAGGGCUUGGAUUGUCGCCGGGUCGUAGAGUUAUGCAAGGAGCAGGGUGUGGUUUUGGCUGGCGGUGACAAUUUUGAGGUUACCGGCGAUGAGCGCGGCUGGGGCGACCGUUCUGUCAGACUUUCUAUCAGUUUGUUGAGCGAGAAGCAGAUCAUACAGGGGAUGCGCAUUUGGGGAUCGGUCAUCCGCAAGUUGAAAGAGGAGCAGGAAGAACCAGAGCAAAAGACUGUAUGAAUUGGAGCUCGGUUAUUUAGUUGAGAUAUACAUUGGUCGAAAGUGGCACUAAAAUAAUGUUCUGAUAUCCAUUUGCAGACUAGCCUGUAGGGAAUUCUUUGAAGGACUGCGC